CAGAAUGUAACUCCAAGUGAGUUUAAAAACUUUAACUGAAUUGUUUUAUCAUGCAUGGUACCAAGGAGGAGCUUGAGUUAGUCGAAAGGAAAGAAAUGAUUGCAACUUCAACAAGGCACCACAAGAUGUCACACUAAUCCUUGUACUUUGUACAACCUGGAAAAUCAAUUAAUAUACUCUAAACAAAAUAAGGGCUUCAGGGAACAUUAAUAAGGAGUGAACCAAACCCAACCCCGGGACAACAUGAAUAUACUGUUGGAAUUGUUGCUCACACAUGUUUUCACAUCUGCUUUGAUCUUCAACUUUCACCCUCAGGGGUUUGAUUUCCUGCUUUCCUAAACACGAACAUAAAGCUGCUCUGUAUCUGAAGAAAAGACUUCGACAGUGAGGCCAGUGGAGAGACAAAAACAUGAGCAGGAACGUCCAGACACGAUGAGCUCCGCAGGGGAGACUACCUGAUGUCCAACAAUGGACAGUGGAAGGCUAUUUUCCAGGAUGAUGGCAACUUUGUUAUCUAUGGCUGGAAGCCUACGUGGGCUUCGGACACCUGGGGAUCAGACAUGAUCCGCCUGUGCAUGCAGGCAGACUGCAACCUGGUCAUGUACAGCCAGUGUGACACAGCCGAAUGGCACACAAACUCUGCCAAGCCCAGCUGUAACAUGUGCCGUCUUCAGCUGACUGAUGAUGGCAACCUUGUGCUGUACAAGGACUCUAAAGAGAUUUGAAACUCUG
Larimichthys crocea (large yellow croaker) is the source of this 732-nucleotide messenger RNA. RefSeq names its product mannose-specific lectin. The transcript is spliced from 3 exons. The record is from RefSeq and is a predicted model, not a curated record. Bases 459 to 725 code for a protein of 88 amino acids. Lineage: Eukaryota; Metazoa; Chordata; Actinopteri; Sciaenidae.